AUGGAAGAUUUUAAACUUCUUUAUGACCGAGAAGAUUUUAAACAUGUUUGGUUAAAAAUAGCAACUGAAAUCAAAAUCCGAAUAUACGACAAGUUAAAUGACAUUCCUGAAUUUGGUGCUUUACCAAGCCAACUUCAGAAUAAAAUCCAAUGUUUUUCUAAAGGUGUUAAGUUCAAUUAUGAAACAUUCUAUGAUGAAGGAAAUAUUUACAGUACGGCUCAUGUUGUGCUAAUUAUUCAGGAAAAUGAAAAUUGGCUAGGAAUAUUUCCAUAUCAUUAUGCUACAACACUGACAAAAACGGUGAUGACAUUGUUCGGUAGUGGCGUUUUAGUUGGUGGAAUUUAUUAUUUUUGUGCAGCUACACCGGAAUAUCUUGUACCUUUAAUUAAAUUUAUAUCAGACAAUUCGGACAAAGUACAGAAUGGAUUGGCUAGCUUAGCUAAACAAUUGUUUUCAAGAGAAGGAUUCAAUACGUUUAUGAACUGGUUAACGAAUGAUAAUUCAGCUUGGCAUCUGCUGAUUGCCGCUUGUAUUCUUAAAAAAUUACAAGGAAUUCGUAAUUGUUGA
Molecule: messenger RNA, 567 nt
Organism: Adineta ricciae
Lineage: Eukaryota; Metazoa; Rotifera; Eurotatoria; Adinetida; Adinetidae
Source: the annotation of a GenBank genome assembly